Molecule: messenger RNA, 1593 nt
Organism: Ixodes scapularis (black-legged tick)
Lineage: Eukaryota; Metazoa; Arthropoda; Arachnida; Ixodida; Ixodidae
Exons: 4
Coding region: 289-1386 (365 amino acids)
Source: RefSeq, a predicted model, not a curated record
UGAUUUUGCGCAUUUUACCUCCAUAAAGUACUUCGGGAAUCAAAAUGUAUCGCUUAGGUUAGUACUCGAACUGAGAACUUUCCACCACUAAUAGUAGUUUUGAUGGCUGUUCUUAAACACUUAGAGACAAACAGAUAAAACCGGCGAUGGCAUGUUCGCGCUAACAGUGUCGCGGAGUUUCGCAUUCUAUAGACUUCACCCUUCUGAACAGUGUUCUCUCGCAGGGAAGCCUUCUCCGUCCAACGGCAACUUCAGGCUAAAGAGGAGGUCACUCAUAUUGAGCACGGAAUGUCCACACCAAUGCCUUCUUCGGUGGCGAGGGAUGACAGAGUCUCUGCGAUGGCCAUGACCCCUAUCCGGGUGUCCGGUGGCAACAAGACGGACAUCCUGCUCAAGGCUUCGCAGAAAUUCCUCUGGUGUCUCGCCCUGAGCUUGCCGGUUCCAUCGCUGGCGUUCCGGCUGACCAGCGCGUUGCUGUGCUGGGGCAAAGACAGGGACCAGGUGGCGGUGCUUGACAACCUGAUGACCAUGGUGCGUGAGGUCGUUGCUAUAGUUUCCGGAGCCAUCUACUGCUUCACACCAGCAUCAGGCCUUCAGCGUCCCGUGAGGGACAGCUUCAGCCGUCGUCUUCGUGUGUCUUGCUACCUGGAGCUACCGGCGUACGCCUUGCUCUAUAUUCCCCACCUAUUCGUGACCCUCCUGUGGAACGACAGCGAGGCCAUCCUGACCAUGCUGUUCCUCUGCGUCGACGUGGAGCACCUGGACCAUAGCACCUUGUCCAAGGUCAUCUUCGUCGGAGACUACAUCGGGUUCAUGGUUGCCAACACCCUCAUCUCCUGGUUGGCUCUGCAAUACGCCCUCGACCUGGCAGCCCUGCGAGUCGAGCUCCUGAGCCAACCACGGUGUUCCCUUACGUCAAUGAUCAGACGUCGGAGGAGGUUGGCCAGACACUUCGCGUUCCCGUUGCUUCUCUGGGGCUGCAACACCGCCGUGGGCUUCACGGUGGCGCUUCGACAGUCCAUGCACUCCGUCAACAACCCCGAAGACUUGUCAGCACUCCUCCUCUUCUCCCUCUUCCAGAUGGUUCACAGCGUGUGGACCCUGGCCCUGGUGGCCUGGGCAGCCGAGGCCUUCGAGGGAAGCCUGGCCAGCGCGGUCCGGGCGCGGAUGCCCGCGUGUGGCGGACACGACAUGGCACCGCUGUUGCGCGACUACUCCGAUGCCCUGGGUUUCUUCAAACCCGACGGCCGGUGCCUGGCGCGUCUGCUGGCUGCCUCGCUCGGCUACGGCGUCGUCCUCUACCAACUCACCGUUCCUUACGCGGCGUCAACCCGAAGCCAGAAGAAUUCAACGGAACAUGCGUCGUUCGGGCCUCGCUACAGUUAGGCGCAGCUACCAGGGCCCUACUGAUAUUCUCCUCAUCUUUGGGCGAUGAAAGCAUGGCAUCGCGAUGCCAUACCAGGACACUCCAGUCACCGGCAAUCUAAAAACGCAGGGCGCCGCGAUUCCCGACAGUUUCACUGACGCUCCUUAAUCAAUGAAAUUGCACAAAUAUGUAAUUGAAUAAAUACACGUGUAUUCAAUACACUCUAA